CCUUCGUCCUCCUCCCCUUUCUGUACGCCUAUGCUCCUUGGAGCGAUGCGCGCGCUGGCUAGUGGCGAGCGAUUCCCCGCUCGCCCUUCAGUACUCUUGCGCCGGCAAGGCGUUACCUAGGUCAGGCCUAUGGCAAGACCCGAAAUAUCAAUUUUCUUCCCUUCAGGGGGAAAAUUGUUCUAUUUCGGCUCUGUGCCUACGGCCUGACCGUUGAGAAGUGUUUACAAUCUGCCGGCGCGCCACGGUGUUAGAAAGCGUACUGUGACAUGUGUUUGAAGAAAUUGCUUGAUCCCUGCCAAUUUCCUUUCUGCAAAACCUCAUCCAAUGGCAUGUUAUCAUUGAAGCGGGAUGUUGCCACUGCCGAGCGGGUACUGCCGGCUCCUCCUUCUACAUAUAUACCUGCCGAUUUCAACGCUGUGCGGACCCAUCCUGCUAUCACUGACCGAGAUGCCGGUCCUAUCUUCCCACGAGUUGUGACGAAUAGUUGA
Molecule: messenger RNA, 488 nt
Organism: Acanthoscelides obtectus
Lineage: Eukaryota; Metazoa; Arthropoda; Insecta; Coleoptera; Chrysomelidae
Source: the annotation of a GenBank genome assembly